AUCUGCUUGUUUCGAAAAUAAGCGUGUUGUUGUAGUCGGAAUUGGUAACAGUGGAAUGGAUAUUGCCGUCGAAUUAUCUCACGUCGCAUCACAAGUUUAUUUAUGUAUUCGUAGAGGAACACUCCCAUGGAUUUUCCCACGCCUGAUCGGUGGAAAGCCAAUCGACCACUUAACAACUCGGUUUUCUACUUAUUUCCUUCCAAAUUCCCCUUCAUCUUAUAUAAAACUUGUUCGCCAGACC
Molecule: messenger RNA, 241 nt
Organism: Racocetra persica
Lineage: Eukaryota; Fungi; Glomeromycota; Glomeromycetes; Diversisporales; Gigasporaceae
Source: the annotation of a GenBank genome assembly